This is a messenger RNA of Physcomitrium patens, 1920 nucleotides long. RefSeq lists its product as uncharacterized. Gene Ontology annotation, molecular function: DNA-binding transcription factor activity; DNA binding. NCBI's taxonomy places the organism in Eukaryota, Viridiplantae, Streptophyta, Bryopsida, Funariales, Funariaceae. The record is from RefSeq and is a predicted model, not a curated record.
GACGUGAACGAGCCCAGAGCAUCACACAAGCGCAAAGGACGUUGGGUACCCAGUGGUAUUGCAGUAACUGAGAGUAAUCGAUUUGAUGUGCGGUGCGCAGCUCUUCGGGGGCUAACGACUGGCUUGCGUGCUUGCAUGUACUGUGCAGGAUCGUUUUAGUUGUGGGCCGUGAUUCCGUGGUUUGAGAGCCGAGCAGCGGCCUCGGGUUACUGAAUGGCCUAGAUGCCUGAGGUCGAUCAGAGUGGGGUUGCAAGGUUCGAAAUGUGAGGGUGUCUGGUGGAUCGGGUGUUGACGUUUAGAGUUGUGGAAUUAGUUAGUUGCGUUCUCCGAUAGACGAUCAAUCGAAGGCCGGCAUGCUUCGCGCUCGUUCCUCAACUGUGUUGCGUUCUGUGAUCAGUGUCGGGAUGGUUUCUGGUGGAAUGACCUGGGGACGGGCAUGAAUGAGAAGCAGGAUAAUCGGAAUAAACGAAAGAUCACCCUCAGGGGCGACCGAAGCUCGUUGCCAGGCUUCUAUUCCUGCGAAUAAGAAGAGGAGUUACAGCGAUACUGUGCGCCCUGUAGAAGUCGGCGAACGAAGCGAUAUAGAAAGGACUGGUGCUGGCGUUCGAGGGGUUCGAUGCUCAUGCAGUACAUUAGGUGUGCACCAGAGGGUCAGCGUUCUGAGCUCGUCGCUGCCACGAUGAUGCAAGGGAUGGAAUGUUGGGGUACGACACCCCCGCCCAAAUGGCAUUACAACCCCAAUUCCAGCACAAAUCUCGCCCAGAUGAACGCUCCGCAGUUUCAUCCGCCAUGGAAUGGCAAUUGGGGUGAUAGAGCCGACCUUGUGGGCACCGGCGAUGUUCCAAACAAAGCGACAGCAUACAGUCGAGCGCUUCGCAAGUCGUGCUUGCUGAAUCAAAGGGGGUAUUUGAAAGCGCGGCGCAAUCGAUCGGACUCUGCGGACAAGCUUCGACAUCAUCAGUCACGACAACGGCGAGCAAUGAGCAACCUCGAAUGCUGCCAGGGGUUUCAGUUUCUUUUUCAGAAAGAACUGCGAGCAAGCGACGUGAGCAGCUUGGGGCGUAUCAUCUUGCCGAAGAAGGAUGCAGAAAGACAUCUACCGUUUUUGGCUGUGCGGGAGGGUAUCACAAUGUCCUUGAUGGACUACCAUACCGGCCAAUACUGGACGGCGCGCUACAGGUAUUGGCCGAACAACAAGAGCCGUAUGUAUUUGCUGGAGAAAAUCGGGAGUUUUGUGAGCUUCCACAAACUGGAGGAAGGAGACCUUCUGCUGUGCUAUCGAAACCCGCAAGGGGCUUACGUCAUCCGAGGCAGGAGGGUGGCAGCUGAAGCGAUGAGCAGCCCCAGAAGAGAGCCGAGUCCCGAUCGUGCGCAGGCGAAGGAAACUGCAACGAGGCCAGUUGUGCUGGAAUCAUACAAGGAUGAAUGCAACAGCACGGGGAGUUCAGAUGCGAGCAACCCAUCAUUCGACACGCCAGAUAGCGCUCUGGAAGAAUUGUUGAGCGGGAAGGAUGUGAGUGAUUGUAUGAGCGGGCUACAGGAUUUUCUUGAUGGGGACUUGGGGAUUACGAGAGACUGGCAGGGCGAGAAGCUGGGAGGAAGUUUGGUUCGGUCGUUCCAGCCGCCUCUUCUGGAUUUGGACUUCGACCCAGUGGAGGGAAUGCUUUGUAUGCCUAACGUGAAGCAACGGUACAUGGACUGAAAGAAGCGCAUCAUAUCAUUUUUUUUUUUAUUAUAUAUGUGUGCACCACAAACAAGAAUGACGAUGACAGUUGUACUAGAUGAUCCUUAGAUGCAUUCUUUUACUUACUUCUAUCUAUUUAUUAUGUUUAGGUAACAGUUAUACUAAAUAUAUGUCCUUGAAUUUAUUCUUCUUCUUGGGAUGAGUUUUACGAGGAGCAUUGAUCACAUGUUGUGGAA